Messenger RNA from Nicotiana attenuata, 748 nucleotides. Its product is annotated as transcription repressor OFP12-like. Bases 45 to 692 code for a protein of 215 amino acids. Gene Ontology annotation, biological process: negative regulation of DNA-templated transcription. The transcript has 2 exons. The record is from RefSeq and is a predicted model, not a curated record. Lineage: Eukaryota; Viridiplantae; Streptophyta; Magnoliopsida; Solanales; Solanaceae.
CUCUGAUAUAGAGACUUAGAGGAACAAUCAUCAAUAACCACACCAUGCCUGUUACAUUAGGAAGAAAUCUUCAUUUCUGCUUCACCAAAUCCAAACGUCCAAUACCAUCACAAUCCUCCAAUAUCCAUGAAAAUCAAGAACAUCAUAACAUGCCAUUUUUCAACUCCCUUAACGAAUUUACACUCGAAUGUGACAUCGAAGAAUCCACUAUUCCUGAUUUCUCCACUGUCUUCGCUUCUCAACGAUUCUUUUUCUCUUCCCCUGGUAACUCCAACUCCAUUACUGACUCCUCAUUCAUGUCUUCCUCCAUACCAUCAACUUCUUCGUCAUUGCAAGCAGAGGUAGAUUCAGAAUUUGAACUGACGAGUCCAGCCUUUAAGGCUGAGCAUCAGGGAUCUGAAACACUUUUAGAUGGCUGCACUGCUAUUCCAACUUACUCUCCAAACCCUUAUUUGGACUUCAGGAGAUCCAUGCAAGAAAUAGUGGAGUCAUUUAACUUGAGUGAUACAAGCGCCAAUUGGGACACAUUGCAUGAGCUUCUCAUGUGUUAUCUUGCCUUAAAUCCAAAGAGCACACACAAAUACAUUGUUUGUGCAUUUGCUGACCUCCUUGUCAGCCUCAUGGCUUCCAAAGCGGCAAGUGGAGAUUCAGAGGGAGUUUCAGGAUUUAAAUUAGAUAAAUUCACUCUUUGAAUGUGGGUUUAAGUUUUAAUAUUUGUUACAAUAAUUUUAGUUAUUUUUCACAUAUA